Pectinophora gossypiella (pink bollworm) is the source of this 2460-nucleotide messenger RNA. RefSeq names its product ethanolamine-phosphate cytidylyltransferase (gene Pect). Gene Ontology annotation, biological process: phosphatidylethanolamine biosynthetic process. NCBI's taxonomy places the organism in Eukaryota, Metazoa, Arthropoda, Insecta, Lepidoptera, Gelechiidae. The coding region runs from base 160 to 1296 and encodes 378 amino acids. Gene Ontology annotation, molecular function: ethanolamine-phosphate cytidylyltransferase activity. The transcript has 8 exons. The record is from RefSeq and is a predicted model, not a curated record. Gene Ontology annotation, cellular component: cytoplasm.
ACACGUCAGUCUGCCUGGGCAAAUGUCAAAGUGAAGUCGUGAGUUUGGUGGGUGGAAGCAAUCCAAUUAUUUCGAUUAAUUUAAUUUAAAUGAUUAGUAAUUAACAUCUUUAUGUUACUUUAUUUUUAAAAAUAUAUUUUUACACCAACAUUUUCAAAUAUGAGUGAUAAUAAGGAAGAAAAGAAACAAAUUUGUGUGUGGUGCGAUGGAUGUUACGACAUGGUACACUUUGGGCAUGCAAAUUCAUUAAGGCAAGCAAAAGCUCUAGGGGAUGUGUUGAUAGUGGGCGUUCACACAGAUGAAGAGAUUUCUAAACAUAAAGGUCCACCGGUGUUCACCCAGGAAGAGCGGUAUAAAAUGGUCCGUGCCAUCAAAUGGGUGGAUCAAGUAGUUGAGGGAGCACCAUAUGUGACCACUCUGGAGACGUUAGACAAAUACCAGUGUGAUUUCUGCGUACAUGGAGAUGACAUCACAGUAACUGCAGAUGGUGUAGACACAUAUCACAUGGUCAAAAAAGCAGGCAGAUACAAAGAAGUGCCGCGAACAGCAGGAGUGUCGACCACAGAUCUGGUGGGCAGAAUGUUGCUCCUCACAAGAGAACACUUCAAGAGAGGUGACAAAGAAUACUCAGUGGCGUUGGAGCAUUCGUCUAACCUGGGCACGGACUCCACGGCGCGCUCGCCUUACACCGGCUGCUCACAGUUUCUGCCAACCACACAGAAGAUCAUACAGUUCAGCAGUGGACUAUCUCCCAAACCGACUGACAAAGUGGUAUACGUAGCGGGUGCCUACGACCUAUUCCACGUGGGUCACCUGGACUUCCUAGAGGCGGCGCACAAACAAGGGGACUUCCUCAUAGUGGGCCUGCACACCGACCUGGAGGUGAACCGGUACAAAGGCUCCAACUAUCCCAUCAUGAAUCUACAUGAGCGUGUGCUCUCUGUCCUAGCUUGUAAGUACGUUCACGAAGUAGUGAUCGGCGCGCCAUACAGUGUGACAGCGGAUCUCAUGGACCACUUUAAAGUGAAGGUGGUCUGCCACGGUCUCACGCCCAUAUCGCCCGACGCCGACGGGGUCGACCCCUACCUCGUGCCUAAGAAGAGGGGCUGUUUUAAGAUUCUAAAUUCCGGCAACACUAUGACGACAGACGACAUCGUCCAGCGAAUAAUCCGACAUCGACUCGAGUUCGAGGACCGGAACAACCGCAAGGAGCAGAAAGAAAUAGCCGUAGUCAAGGCCUCGCAGAAGAAACACGCCAAACAAAACGGAGAUUGUGUCCUCGAAACUACGAGCUAAGUCAAACAUACCAAAAAUACCAUAGAUUCAUUGUGCUAUCAAGCUAGAUAAUAAUCAUGUACUAUUUGACAGUAAAUACUAGUGAUAUGUAAAUUAAGUAUAAUUUAAAAGAUGCCAUAGAUGUUCAAGCCCACUACUGGUAUACUUGAACGUGUAUGAAGGUGACAUUUUUGGCUACUGAAUUAGAAUUUAUAAUAAAGGCUACUGAAAUAUUCUUCUGAUAACAGUAAUUGUAGCUCAGUGAUACUGCUAAGCCGGUAACUAAAAAUGUCGCCUCAAACGGGUAAUAAAGCAAUCGAAGACUCUCAGACGGCAUUUUAAUAUAUUUCAUAUCAUGACUUCAGUCUAUACAUCAAUAGAACGAAGUCCUAGGAUGUUGGAUAAUUUCCACCUGCCCCAUUAAAGUUGUAGCAAAAUUGUAGAUAUAAGCAGACUUGUUCUUUGUCGGGGCCUAAUUCAUAUUUGAGACAUUUGAUAGAAGCUAGAUUAAAAGUUUAUUCUCAGCACAUAAAGUAUUUAUAAUGUGAAUUUCUAAACACUUUUGAUUCUGCUUUUAAUAUUCAUCGAAAUAAAUCCCGAAUAUCUGUGUAAUGUUUAUAAUUAUAAGCAGAAUAUACUGUAUUGUAAUUAUUAAGCUCCUGUUAAAUGUAGAAGGGAUAUAAAUUUCCGUGUACCCGCCUAUAUGCAUUAAAAUUAAUAUAAUCUAUAGCAAUAUUGCAUAAGUAUAUCGAAAUAAUAAUAGUAGUUAAACUACAUAAAAUUUGUGUGUUAAGUUACUCCUAAUGUCGGGAAAUAUAUACUUAUAUGAAGAACUCCUACGACUACAAGAAACAUCGAGAUAUUAUAAUCAAAAUUAAAUAUAACUAAUUUAUGUUUUAUCUACAAACACACAAUAUUCGGACAGAACUUGUUAGCAUUUCAGUGACUGUAAAUAAGUUAAAUUAAUUAUUUAUAAACAUACAAUUGUAUAUCCUAUUUAAAUUGUUAUGCAUGUACAUAAACUGCUGCUGGACUCAGAAUAGGUACAAAUUAUUAUACUUACUUAAAUUUAUAAAUACUUAUAAAUUAUUUAUUUACUUAAAAUUGAAUAAAACAUCAGCUCUGCAAAUAAAUUAUUAAAAUGAAAUAUUGAAUUCGCUUUCUAAAUAAAAUAGUAACGAUAAA